Molecule: messenger RNA, 600 nt
Organism: Guyanagaster necrorhizus
Lineage: Eukaryota; Fungi; Basidiomycota; Agaricomycetes; Agaricales; Physalacriaceae
Exons: 4
Coding region: 1-600 (199 amino acids)
Source: RefSeq, a predicted model, not a curated record
AUGUCAAAGUAUAAGAUAAGUAAUCAACUGAGGUGUGAACGAAAGAAAAUGGACGGAAGUAUGGAAACGAUCGAGCAGAAAUGUAUGAACUUCCUAUGUCAUAUGGACCACAAUAUCACCGACGCUGCAGGCAAGCCUGUCCUUGAUAUCAGUGACAGAGAAUUGAACAUGAUCUUCUCUGAGAUUCAUCAUUCCAAAGGUGAUAGAAUCACUGUGAUUUUGGAUUGUUCUUACAUGAAGGGUGCAUUGAGCAUAUCCCUAUAUGAUGGUACUAGGAAGUUCCAGUCCCUAUCCUCAAGCACGAUGCCUGCACGUAAGAUUCCUCAAGCUUCGGAUGAGAGCUUGAGUAUGAGGUUCCCUGAUCAUCCUUCCUUUCUUGUGCAGAAUUGGCAGCCAGAUAUGGCCUCCCAAGUUAUUCUUUCGGCCUGUAGCGACUUUCAACUUGCAUGGGAGGCAUCACGGACAGAUGGAACGAUAGGUGGUGUUUUCGCGCUGCACCUACUUGAAGCUUUUAGGGCUGCUAAAGCCACUAUGUGCGAAGAUCUCGGUCGUACAUUGGGUAUGCACUGUUCUCCCACAAACACCGGCAGCCGUGGGUGA